AGUACUUUUAUUGAAUUUAAAGAAAUAUAUAUGAUUUAAAUUUAAAAUGCCUUUUCUUGAUAUUCCAGACAAAGUGAAUCCUUUAAAAAGCUUAAAUAUUGUAUCAAAUAGCUAUGAAAAAUAUAAGGAAUAUGAUACUAGAGAAAAUAAUGAUUAUUCUAUGGUAGAAAAGAUUAUGGAUAGAAAUUUUAAAAAACAAGGAUCUAAUUUCAUGGAAUUACCAUCACAAGGCGAAAAAUCUGAAAAAAAUACUAAAAAUAUUCAUAUUUCACCUCUUCCUGGUUUUGUAGUUAAAACUGUACAAACAAGCAAUGAUAAGAAACGAAUUCCUCAAGGUACAAAAGUAUUUCUUAACUUAUGUCAUUCGGAUCAUGUUACACCACCAAAAGAUCAAGUAGGAUAUGAUAUUAUUCCUAAAAUAAUGAAAGGAUGGCAUUGGGAAAUACCUAUUGUUAUAAGUAUAGAACGAUGGGAUGUAGAUAAAGCUGGAAAGAAAUGUUUAGUAAUUGAUUGUUGUUGUAAUACGUCAGUUAUGAAACUAUCUAAAGAAGAUGUAAAUGUUCGUCUUUUUUUUAUUGAGACAUGUCUUGAACUUAUUGAAGAUAAAACAGGAAUGAUUCUUUCUAGAGAAUAUGUUAUUCCAAAAAUGAAAGCGAAAGGAGAAUUGCAACCAAGUAUUUUAGAAAUAGAUAAUGUUUCAGGUGCAAAAAUAGAAGAAAUUAACACUAAUAAAAUUGUACCUUUAGAAAGUUUUGGAGGUAAUACAUGCAAAAAAUCUGAAAGUAAAAAGGCUACUAUAAAUAAAAACACAUGUAUAUCUUCUGCUAAAACUGAUGUUAAAAUAUCAAAAUUAACAAAACCCUUAUAUACUGUUGAAAAGUUUCUCAAAUUAAAUAAUACAGAAAAAUCAAAAAUAGUGAUAGAUCUUUCUUUAGUAGAAAAUUCAAGUUCUUUAUGUUUAGAAUUAGUCGAGAAAAACAAUUUAUUUUCAUUAGUAUUUCAUGCUAAGAACAUUUAUUAUCAACUAGAAAUACCUAUUUCAGAAUUCUAUAAUGGAAAAGAAUCAGAUAUAGAGGCUUUUUUUGUACGAAAAAAAAGGAAACUUUACAUAUUUAUAUAGUAUAUAUGAAUUCAAAAAUAAGAAAUGUCCUAUUAAACCAUAUUAU
Pneumocystis carinii B80 is the source of this 1166-nucleotide messenger RNA. RefSeq lists its product as hypothetical. Gene Ontology annotation, cellular component: ribonucleoprotein complex; cytoplasm; R2TP complex. The record is from RefSeq and is a predicted model, not a curated record. Lineage: Eukaryota; Fungi; Ascomycota; Pneumocystomycetes; Pneumocystales; Pneumocystaceae. The coding region runs from base 47 to 1120 and encodes 357 amino acids. Gene Ontology annotation, biological process: rRNA processing; box C/D snoRNP assembly. The transcript is spliced from 4 exons.